GCUGUACAUCUCUAGGGGUCAUGCAUUACUGGUGUAAAGUUUCUAAAAAGCCGCCCUGUCUCACUCCCUCUUUUCUCUCCUCCCUUCAUCCCUCCCUUUCUUUCUCCCUCUCCCUCUCUCUCUCUUGCUCUGAUCUCUUUUCAGCUCCCCGUUUCUUAAAUCGUGCGCACAUUCACGAUUACAACUCUCGUGCACUGAAGCCAAGUCCAUUCACCGCAUCUUAGCGCUGUCAAGCCCAGGAGCUGUGAACAAUGUGCGCCUUCGUCUAGAGCACCUUGUCAGGCAAGCUCGCUUUUUUAUUUUAAAGAUAAUAUGGUUCUUGGUUACUAAGUCGAGAAACCAAAAAGAAUAUACAGUAAUAAAGGCAAACCUGUCACCGGUUGUUCAAAGAAAAAUAUUUUGACUUAGGAAACGAACCGUGGCAUCGUACUGCUACUGGGAAAGCUGAACAAACGGAAGAGUGAAACUCCCACUUCGGACAAAGAAAAGCAGAAAAGGUGCAUUAAAAUCUUUAGGACGUGAUGAAGACUGAGCUGCUGUACAAGCAAUGGGAGAUUCUGGGUUUGCUGUUAAGCCUCCUAUCAGCUAUGGGACUGUCACAGCACACAACUCCAAGUCCACAACAACAGCAAAGGGGAAAAAUCAGAUUCCGCCUGGCUGGAUAUCCUCGCAAGCACAAUGAAGGGAGAAUUGAGGUCUUCUAUAAUGAUGAGUGGGGAACCAUUUGUGAUGAUGACUUCUCAAUGGAGAAUGCUUUUGUCCUCUGUCGACAUCUUGGAUUUGUUUCUGCAACUGGAUGGGCACACAGUGCCAAAUAUGGCAAAGGAACAGGGAAAAUCUGGCUUGACAAUGUUCAAUGUAGUGGCAGUGAAAAGCACAUUGGUGACUGUAAAUCUCGAGGGUGGGGAAAUAGUGAUUGCACACAUGAUGAAGAUGCAGGCAUUAUCUGUAAGGAUGAGCGGCUACCAGGAUUUGUGGAGUCCAAUGUCAUUGAGGUUGAAGAAGACCGUGUUGAAGAGAUACGGCUCAGGCCUAUUGUAGCCAGUGCUAAAAAGAGAAACCCAGUGACAGAGGGAAUUGUGGAGAUCAAAUACAAGGAUGGCUGGACGCACAUUUGUGAUAUUGGCUGGACUCCUAAGAAUUCACAAGUUAUCUGUGGUAUGAUGGGAUUUCCAAUGGAGAGAAAAGCCAACAAGAAUUUUUACAAACGAAUUAAAAAGCAAGCAGCUAAAGCUAAAUCCAAGAUUAUUGGGUCUGGAAACAGGGUGAAAUCUAAAUCUAAAUUUAAAUCUAAACCAAAAAUCAUUGUGGGGACCAGUUCUGGUAGAAGGUUGUUUACAGAAAGGCAAGAAAACACCUACCGAAUUCACUCUGUGGCCUGUACUGGUAGUGAAGUCCACCUGUCAGUGUGUCCCCUGCAGUUUUACAAAGCUAAUGCUACAGCGCCCUGUGAGGGUGGUAUGCCUGUAGUGGUCAGCUGUGUUGCUGGACCUCAGUUUGCUUCUGGGAAUGGACAGAAAAAAAAGAAAGCAACUUCACUUCGGGUACGUUUAAAAGGUGGUGCUAAAACUGGGGAAGGCCGAGUCGAGGUCCUGAAGAACAAUGAGUGGGGCACUGUGUGUGAUGAUCGAUGGAACUUGCAGGCUGCCUCUGUUGUCUGUAGAGAGCUGGGGUUUGGCAGUGCCAAAGAAGCCCUGACUGGAGCUCGCAUGGGACAAGGCAUGGGUCCUAUCCAUAUGAAUGAAGUUCAGUGUACUGGCAAUGAAAAAUCCAUCUGGAACUGUCAGUAUAAAAACAUCACAUCUGAGAACUGCCAGCAUUCUGAGGAUGCUUCGAUCAAGUGCAACAUCCCCUAUAUGGGGUAUGAGAACUCGAUUCGCUUGAGUGGUGGGCGCACUCAAUAUGAGGGCCGAGUGGAGGUGGGGACAAGUAGCAAUGGAACACACCAGUGGGGGCUGAUUUGUGGAGAAGGCUGGAGCACCAAAGAGGCCAUGGUAGUCUGCCGCCAGCUUGGCCUUGGAUAUGCUAACCACGGCCUGCAAGAAACCUGGUACUGGGAUUCAAGUAACACUACAGAAAUGGUGCUAAGUGGAGUUAAGUGUACAGGGAAUGAAAUGUCUCUAAGUCUUUGUCAACACCAUGGAAACAAUGUUAACUGCAAAAGGACCGGCAGUCGAUUUGCUGCAGGGGUCAUUUGCUCUGAAACUGCCUCUGAUCUCAUCUUAAAUGCUCCCCUGGUGCAGCAGACUGCCUACAUCGAGGACCGACCACUGCACAUGUUGUACUGCGCAGCUGAAGAAAACUGCCUUUCCAGUUCUGCUGCUAAGGCCAACUGGCCAUAUGGCCAUCGUCGCCUGCUACGCUUCUCUGGGCAGAUUCACAACAUAGGCCGGGCUGACUUCCGCCCCAAGUUAGGCCGGCACUCCUGGGUGUGGCACGAAUGCCAUAGGCAUUACCACAGCAUGGACAUCUUCACUUACUACGAUUUACUGUCUCUGAAUGGUACCAAAGUGGCAGAAGGGCACAAGGCUAGUUUCUGCCUCGAAGACACGGAGUGUCAGGAAGGCAUUGCUAAGAGGUACGAGUGUGCAAACUUUGGGGAACAGGGCAUCACUGUUGGCUGCUGGGACUUAUACCGCCAUGAUAUUGACUGCCAGUGGAUUGAUAUUAGUGAUGUGAAACCAGGAAACUAUAUUCUACAGGUUGUUAUUAACCCUCAUUAUGAAGUAGCAGAAAGUGAUUUCACCAACAAUGCUAUGAAGUGCAACUGCAAAUAUGAUGGACACAGAGUGUGGCUGCAUAACUGCCAUAUUGGUGAUGCUUUUAGUGAUGAAGCAGAGAAGAGAUUUGAACAGUACCCUGGGCAGCUGAACAACCAGAUCUCUUCAUAAUGGACCCUAAGGUGGACGUUCGGUGAGACAGUAAAGAUGGCUACAGUUGGCUGAACAGCACUCACUCCGGGGCCUUUCAGCCUAAAUUUCCAUCAGCCAAUCUCACAAACGGGUUUUGUUUUUCUGAAUGGUUUGAAAGAAAGGAAAAACUGUAACAGUGUGAAGCACAUUAAAACAAAGUCAACUUUC
Erpetoichthys calabaricus (reedfish) is the source of this 3080-nucleotide messenger RNA. It is a transcript of the gene loxl3b, whose product is annotated as lysyl oxidase-like 3b. Gene Ontology annotation, biological process: peptidyl-lysine oxidation. Lineage: Eukaryota; Metazoa; Chordata; Cladistia; Polypteriformes; Polypteridae. Gene Ontology annotation, molecular function: copper ion binding; protein-lysine 6-oxidase activity. The transcript has 16 exons. The coding region runs from base 522 to 2891 and encodes 789 amino acids. Gene Ontology annotation, cellular component: membrane. The record is from RefSeq and is a predicted model, not a curated record.